Molecule: messenger RNA, 8681 nt
Organism: Acanthaster planci (crown-of-thorns starfish)
Lineage: Eukaryota; Metazoa; Echinodermata; Asteroidea; Valvatida; Acanthasteridae
Product: tenascin-R-like
Molecular function (GO): protein binding
Source: RefSeq, a predicted model, not a curated record
GUUGUGUUUAAGGGGCCGCAGUCUCUUCCGUUUGGCAGUCGCCGACCUGACGCAUGUAGUUGCAGCCACGCAGACCUCCGUGUCUUUUUAGUCCGAAUUUUUAGUUGUCGACUUUACCAGUUCAUCAUGUCUCCUCCGGCCCGCCUGGGUGUCUUUCUGCUGGCUCUGUCGUUGGUAUCAUUGCCCCUCUGCACCGAUGCCGGAGUGCAGGAAACGAUAGAGGAUUUGGCCGCUCAGUACACUGAUGCUUUUAUUCAACAUGACGGCGAUAGGCUCAUGGGAAUUUUCGAAGAUGAUUUUAUUUUCAUGCCGGCAGGCAGCCAAACUAUCAUCGGGAAAACACUUGCAGAGCAGUUCAUUUUCCCUGUAAUGAAUGGGGUGAAGACAGCUUCAAUGACAAGUCAAGAAAUAGUGCCACUUGACGACGAAGCCUCCUACGUCUAUCAACGCUUGGAAAUUGUUGCGACACACUUGGACGGGUCCACAUAUUAUGGAAAGGACUUGAGGAUUUGGAAGAAACAUGGCAACUGUUACAAGAUCCACCUUCUCAUUUAUAAUAGUAACAAGUAAUAUACGGGGAUUAUACAACGUGUCGGUCUUCUACAUGUAAAUGUGGGAAUCUGUUGGAAUAAGCUGAACUAAAUAACAUAAGUAGUGUAAUUUACGAUUACUUCUUAAGCCUAACAAAUGGGGAAGUUUGUCCUCUAAAAACUUUCUAAGAAAAUAUUCUAUUCAUAGGGCCCGUUGGCGCUAUGAUUUAUGCAAAUUUCCCCCAUGUAUAUGCAGCGACAUUGUCAAAAAUUGAAAAAAAAAACCUUCAACAUUUGCGAAUCCGUAGAACGUUUUCUCAGGACUUCUGGAAAUUGAUUGUCUGCUUUGUAGGAUUCACUGUUUCCUGUAUAAGACAUUUCAAAUACCCAUCACAAUGAAAGAAAAUUGAUUACACUCCUGGCUUGUUUUCUCUGAUUCAAAAAUAUUUAGGAAAAUGUAGAUGUUUCAAUCCGACUUUUUGCAUACUUGUUUGAGCUUGAACUUCACUUCCAUCAAUAUAUGCACGCAACAGCAACUGCUCAGCAAAUAAGAUACUCUGAAUAUGUAUGUAUGUAUGGUUAAGUCUUUCUUGGCUAGUUUUAAGGGAUGGAGUGGUAGUUUGAAAUAUUCAGAAAAAUUCUUCAGUUGUAAAGGGCUCUGAAAGUAGGUACAGUACAGAUGAGUGAAAAAGACAAAUUAUAUGGCAGGAACAAUGAUAGUGCGUACCGGUAUAUCUUUUAUGCAGAGGAUUUAUUUUAACAGAAUCCGUUAAAAUAAAUACUCUGCAUAGAAGAUAUAUUCACUAUCGUUGUUCAUGUCUUUCAAUUACAGCGCUCAAAUCCACGUGACCUAUGAAUCUUUCUUUUUAAAUUUUAUUUAACUUCAAUACUUGACUUCUUCCCAAGGUUUUUGUUAAGUAACGAUCCAAUAUGUUUUCGUCAUGCAAGGUUUAUGCACGACACACUGCGUCUAUUUGAAGUUCCUUACAUAUCAUGCGAUUCCCAAAGAUUUCCGAAAUACCCUGUAUAUUCACGACAGUGAAAGCCUGUGCAGGCCACAAAGAAAACUGAAAAGCAAUCAAAAGCAAAGAUGAAACAAAAAGAUUAAAAAAAAAAGGAAUGCAAAAUCGGCUGUUUGUAUCCAAAUUUUGUCUGUCAUUUUAACACAAAUUAUUUUCCUAGCAUCGCAGGCUCCCUUGGUAUCCGGUUCGAUACUGACUUGGUCAUACACGCGGACGCAUUGCAAGCUCCCAUUGUACAAACACUGAAGUUGCACGUUGACUCCGGUCCAUGGUUCCAUGUAGGUCUAACUUUAUGUGCAGUGGGCGUUGUUUAAACUGAAGUGACGUCACACUUACGAAAGGGAUAGGAACUGCACUUCGCUGGUUCACCAACAACUAGGAAAUGCACGUGCUACUGUCGCAUCGAUACCAACACUGAAUAAGCACUCCGACCAACAUGGCUCUUUUCAACCGUUGAGGGGGUGCUUCUGCUCAAGGUGGACUGGCCCCAUACCUAUGAAAUAAAAACCGCUAGCUGGCUGGGGUCCGAGGUUGGUUUAGUUCUGCCCAAUUGCUUUUUUUUUAUUUAGAGAGAUGAUGUCUGCAUGCAACGUUAACCUUUCAUAGCCCUAACAGCCGAACACAGUAUUGCCUCUGAGAGCAUUCUUAAGACACAAUGCCUGCUUUGGUUAAAACAACAAUGCUCUGUAUUUCAGUCGGCAUUGACAUUUUGCCAAAGACAGCUUCGAAGUGGGGCCUAAUCAGAUACUCCAUUUCCGGACGCAUAAUAUUCAUCACGCAUCCAUGCAACUAGAAAGUCUUCCAGCGUCUCGUCACGUAAAAGUAUUGCAUUGUGGAAAUUUUACAUUCAUGCCAUUAACAUAAAAUCGGCAGGAUUCCCCGAAUAAUUAGGUCAAACCACGUUCGGAGGACGUCUAUGAGACACCUGGAGACUACGUGCAGGACGAGGACGAGUCUACUGUUCAAGGCGGAUGGCUGUUCAUAAAAAAUAUUGUGCGUAUGUCCAUAAUAAUUUACUGCUCAUGAAAAAUGCAUGCACUCACUGUUUACUGCACAGUGCUGCCCCUGCGACGGUGUACUCUCCGAUGGUCGCUGACUGUGUCACUGUGUUAUUCUGGUUGACCGUCGAUGGCAUGUUUCAGUAUUUAGACAGGAAUGACAGGACAGACGAGCCGAGUCUAGCUGUUUUCUGAUCAUUACUUCCGUAUUACUGACGCACAUGUAGUGUGCAGAAUUUAAGGCUAAGCUUAUAUCAGUGUUCUCAUAAUUUAUUCAGUUUAUGAUACCUAAAAGGGCCCACGAAAAGUGCUUUUUUUAGUUUUAAGUGAAAAUCGGUAGUUUUUAUAAAGAUAUCCAGAAUGUAAAAGUUGCUGUUUUGGUGAAUAAAUGGGAGAAUAUUUAAGUUCAUGACGAAGCGACCUCACCUCCAAGAGGUAUGUAAUUUACUUUUAAAAUUUGCAUAUCUGUGACGUACAUUUGAGAAGACGUCGUCGGGCGCCACUGACGCGUCUAUGCUGGUCUUGGGUCGAGUUCAGAAAAUGUCCAAUUUUGGGGGUGUUUAAGAAAUUAUUCCGACCAGAUGCGUUGCCCUGUAGCAACACCUAUAAAAAUGGGACAAUCCUGCAUAACUUUCCAACCAAAGCGAAUUUAGGUGAAUUUGGAGAUCAGAGGUCAGGCCGACCAGUGCCAAAUCGUCAGGCCUGACAGCGACCUCCUGCUGUGCACAAUUCGAACAAUAGUUCUUUCUUCCGAACAUUUAAGUCUCGUUUGGGAUUAGAUUUAAACGAUUGCUGGAGCCAGGCGCCACGCCUUCGAUCUUUGGGAAAUCAAAGAAAGUCUGUGAACAAAGACGAAGCUGAGCUUUCAUGAAACACGAAUGACAAAGGAUAAGAAAUGCUUCCAAAUCAGCCCGGGUUAUUCCACCCAGUAUACUUGUGUGCCUGACUAUAAUUCUGCUGCUAUUAUGGGUUCUCUAAAGUACGUCACACAUAAUGCCAUCAUUUGUCAGGAUUGAAACAUUCAUUUGAAGUGUCUGUGAAAUUAACCAACACAAAGGGAGUUUUAUUCCAUUUUUACAUCCCUCAUCGUGUCAUUUGCACUAAUGAAUAUUUUACACAAUUAAAUAACGGUCUGUCCACGGAGGUCUUGGGCCCUUUAAUUUUAUAAGUGUGAGCCUAGGCGAGGCACGCAUAACGUUUGAGAAAAGACUAGCGCACGAUUCGCAUUUCUCUGGAUGGACCAGUGACUUUCCCAGCUGAACUAUCAUACUGAAAGUCUGGUCGGAAUUGUAAGGGACGAAUAGCUGUGUAUUCAUGAUAAUAAUAUGGAAUAAUUAAUCAUAUAAUGAUCCUUUUUAUUAAUUUUCUUCAUUGUUCACAUAAAACGUUUACUUAAAUGAAAUCAUCUUCAUGGAAUUCAAGCUCAGAUGAUUCCAUACACGUUGCCCCAAGCAUUUCAGCGCAGUGUCAUUGCAAAAUGAUAUAUUCUGCUCAAUGCGAAAAGCACGUUUGCACUGGAGGCCGAUAUAGUUUUAUUUGGGUACUAUCUAUGUGCACCACUUGCCGACAAAGUUUGAAAUCUGAAUUUUGAAGGUCUCAAUCUGUUUAAUUCUUUUGCUCCCCUUUGUUGUCCAUCCCAUUUAUAACUAGGAACUACCUCUUUUUACAAGGAAAAUUGACUGGUGCGUGAAACCUCAUUAUAACAGUCCUUAAUUCGAUCGACCCCUAACAGAUAUUUGUUCAAAUACAUAUCGCCACUUUAUGGCUAACAAGUCUGCCAUAAUGUGUCGGCUUGGGAAGGACUUCCUGCGAAAACAUUCAUUCAUUCAAGUACAAAGUAAAAUACUGUACACUACGCCUCCUGCAUAAACACAGUGUCACUUCUGAAGGCCUCCGUAUGAAGGGAUGGAUUCGAUUACGAUUUGUGUUAAAGUGAUUUUUGCCUGAAACGUGGUUUGGUAGAGCAGAUUAGAACAGAAGAGCGGACCCAAAUCGAAAGCAGCAGAGCACGGAACGAGGAAACCUCGUCACAAAUUCUCAUUUUAUCCGGAAAUGUUCCUGCUUUUGAAGUCACAAAUUGUUUUGUUCUGUUUUUCUUUCCUGAACAUCCUGGUUUUAAUACAGCCCAUUUGGAGCUGCGUGUCGCGUAAUGCAAGCAGGGAGAUUGUGUUUUCUGGUAUAGUUGGUAAACGAGUUAAGACUGGCCACGGUUUGUUUCCCUUGGGGCACGAUGCUGUCUAUUGUGAUGCUAAUAAUUGCCGCUAAUCGAGUCAGUGCCGCAGUUUGUCCCGAUAACAUCCAUCAGAGCACCGACCCAGGGCAGCCAACAGCAGUAGUUAGUUGGACCACCGAAACGAACCACACCUGCAGUCCAGAGUCAGGGUCUAGUUUUUCCACAGGAAAUACACUUGCUGAGUGCAUCGACGAAGACGAUGGCAGCAGGUGCGCAUUUACGGUCAAUGUCACUGACGAUGAGAGUCCUAAACUAACUUGUGGCACUUCAGUUACUGCCAAUACUGAUUAUGGAAAAAGCACGGGCCAAGCAACCUGGAACAACCCACAAGGCAGCGAUAACGUUGGUGUAAAUCCCAUAAGAUGUGACGCAACCAGCGGUUCAACAUUUCCUCUGGGCACAAGCCGUGUGACCUGUAGGGUGCAAGAUACGUCUGGAAACGAGGCGAUGUGCACGAUUCAGGUGACCAUCCAAGAUAACGAGGACCCGGUUUUUUCCAAGUGUCCCAACAAGCCCAUCCGACAGACCAUACCAGACUUUGACCCACUCCGCCCGCCAGCCGCAAUCCAGGUCACGUGGGACUUGCCCUCCGCAAAUGAUAAUUCGGGACGAGGUGUGACGCUCACUUCUACGCACGAGCCAGGGGAGGAGUUUGAGCUGGGCGUGACUUCAGUGACGUACACAGCCAGAGAUGAGUCGGGCAAUGAAAACAACGACUGCACGUUUUUUGUCCAAGUAGUUGUUCAACCUCCCGUUGACAUCUUCGCCGAAAACGUGAUAACAGGCAAUACCGACUCGUGUAUGACGGUCGUGUGGCCAGAGUCGAAGGAUGGAGCAAUAGAGGAGUAUGCCCUUUACCACUGGACACAGGGGAUGUCCAAACCGGAUCCCAGUCAACGAAUUGUCAUCACACCUCAGCAAGGUAGCAUCACAUACACGUACAACAGAUACACGAUUUGCAACCUGUCCCCAGGGGAACUUUACACGGUGGAGAUGGAAGAGGAAUCAGGAGGAAAGAUCUCCUCGAUGAACCAGUGGUCGAGACCGAGUGCCCCAAAUCAUAUAAGCGUGGUACCUGGCACCUUAUCAUCAACUUCCGUGGAGCUGACAUGGGAGAGAGUGAGCCUGCAGAACUUAGAACAAUACAGGGUGUCUUUGUAUAUAGGGUACACCUCAACUCUAGAUCUGGGCUACAUGUCGAAGACAACAGAUCGGCUGAUGGUGGACAGUCUCCGUCCCGGCACUAGCAUUGUCGCAUCCGUAUAUGCAGUAGUUGGUUCAAGAGACGAACGCCUUGAAAGUCAAAGGAGAAGCCUGGCUGUAACAAUCGCGUCGUUAAGCGAUCGCGAGUUCUUGGCGUACAACUUCACUGAGUCCACCAUUGCGGUGGCAUGGCACCGUCAGGUCAAUACCUAUAAUGGCAAGGACCCGUACAUGCUGUACAUCGAACCGGAGGACGCGGAUGAAAACUACCUGACUGUCUUCAGUCCGGGGGAUCCCGCCUGGGCAGAGUUCGUGGGGCUAAAGCCGAACACUGAGUACAAGAUUAGACUCAUCAGUAAUUUGGGCUUGUCACUCAGUGCGUCGCAGAAAACCAGGCCAGGGCGUGUGGCUAACCUCCGCCCCACGCUAGUGAGAGAUGACGCCAUCACCCUGGAGUGGGAUGCUCCAGCAGAGGGCGUCGUCGAUUCUUACGAGGUACACAUCUCCCCGGGAGAGGAUAAUGAUCCCACCACAGUGUCGAGUACCAGCUGUCAUUUCUCAUCGCUGAGAGCUAAGACUGAGUACUUCUUCAAGGUUGUGUCUGUCUACGAUAACGCGAAGAGCGUUCCUCAGACGCUGCAUGUUACAGCUGGAGUGACAAAGGCAGAAGCUUCUAAUCUUGUUAACAUUCCGGCGAUAGUCUUUUCUGCUGUGUUGGGUCUCCUCUCCAUUGUCUUAACCAUCGGCUUGGUCAUCCUGUACCUCAAGUACCGAAGGCUGAAGAAAGGCAAAGGGGAAACAACUUCAGUUGCUGGUAGUUCCAGAGUAAAGAAGAAGAUUUCGAACGCAACUAUUCAGGACCAAGACACUCGCCGCUACCAGAUGACAACGGAAGACAGCGAUGACGUGUAUGAAAACGCUUCGCCAAGCACCCUCCCGAACCCUCUUGCUCCCACCGCCCCGGCCUACCAGAACGCUGUGAUGGGCCACGAACUCAAACCGCUACCAAAGAGCAGGAACAAAGUCGCCCUCCCGGUGCCGUCCAGUCGGAAGUGAACAGGGCAAGCGAGGUGCUACCUCUUGACCUCUGAAAGAAAUGCCUCACAUACGUAAUUGCUCCUUAAAUACUGAAGUAAUUCGUUACACGGAAAGCUUAAAUGUUACUGUUUUACACUUGCUUACAAUUGCUCCUUAAAUGCUGAAGUAAUUGGUUACACGGAAAGCUUAAAUGUUACUGUUUUACACUUGUAGUAAUAGUCACAUGCCUUCCAAGAAGACACAAGAUUCGCUGUGGAACCUAUACGAACGCACGAUAAGUGUGCCACCGGAUUGAAAAGACGGCUGUGCUACGCCAUUGCACUUUAUUGACAAAAAUAAUAGGCCAAGGCUUCUGUGUCUUGCUGCAUUUUUCAUUCGUCAGGUUGCCAGAAGCAAAUAUGUAGACAUUAUUGAACGAAAUGAUAUACAGCAGUGCUUUCUGCUGGUCGUUGACUUACUGAGAACUCGACAACAUAUAGGCCUACAUGUAGUAUUAAGUGUGCUUCAAUAAUUAGCGUAAUCGUAAUUUCAGUACUUAAAUUUUAGAUUGGGUAUCGUUAAAUUCUUUUUGGCUGUAAGCAAAAAACGGAUGUAAGAGACAAGUAGAUCAAGUCCUAACAUGAGGAAAGAGUUUAUUCGAAAAAAAAAAGUUUGUUUAGUAAAUUUUGUACAUGUUAUUUUCCCUUCCCAUGUUUUGCUUGAACUAUCAAACUAGAAUUGUGUUGACAAUUGAAAUAUUCUCAAACCUAGCGAUGACACUCGUAAAAUUUUCAAAUGCACACUACAUUUUGUUAAUAUUUGCAUUUUAAAGUUUCGUAAUGACGAUUAUGACGGGGUUUUUCAUUUUCCCCCUUUUUAUCAGAUUCUAGACAAACGGAAUAGGAACGCUUAAAUCAAGUAUGUAAAAAAAAACAGAUUUAUGCAAGCAUAUAGACGCUGUUACUGCGGUGCAUCCGUGAUCUCCAUCUUCAUAGACCUGACAGGACAUCACACCGUACUUUUUGCGUGAAAUUACAACCAAACAGUGCUAUUGUGUUUUGUGUUAGGAGGGUAAAUGCCCACUGUGUGCUGUGAAAUUAAGAGUUUGUUCAAUAAGCAGGCUGGGCGCGUCUUGAUUUAGCACCUUGUUGCAUAGUGUUCAGAAAAGCCUGUUUAGGUUUUUGAAGACCAAAUCCGGACGUUUCCUCUGUGAGACCACCUCUUUGGAUCAUUUGUGUUCAUAUCAUUCAGUCAUGGUUCAAACGUGAGGUAUAGUAAUAAACCCGUGUUGUGAACCCGCACAAAGUAAUAGUUCUUAAAACGCCGCGCGCCCAAUACCGGAUACUAUUCACACGUCGUUUCUGUGCUACGUAUGCUGCAGGUGUCAACAACUCUAGCAUCAGAUUGACGAAUACUCUUCCUAGAAACUAGAAAAAAUGUGCCGCUUUUCACUUGACGAAUUCUGUCCCGUAUUUGCUUAUGUUAUAAAUACACUGACUUGUGAAAUCAGCAUAAUUGCUAUUCCUUACACAGUUUCCUUGCAAGAGAUAAGUCAGUUUUGUACAGGCUGAAGAAGUACAUUAUGUGACGAUUAAAUUGCUUAGAUAACCUGUGAUGUUACAACAUCCCAAAGUCGCUGUAAACCCAGUGAGAUUAAACCAAUAAUUUAGAGUGAUAA